Molecule: messenger RNA, 3123 nt
Organism: Engraulis encrasicolus (European anchovy)
Lineage: Eukaryota; Metazoa; Chordata; Actinopteri; Clupeiformes; Engraulidae
Gene: ncam1b
Product: neural cell adhesion molecule 1b
Exons: 19
Coding region: 201-2726 (841 amino acids)
Biological process (GO): cell adhesion
Cellular component (GO): membrane
Molecular function (GO): protein binding
Source: RefSeq, a predicted model, not a curated record
CUGACGGCCAGACAUCCCAUUCACACUGUAAGUUAGCUAGCAGUAUCAGCUAAUCGAAUCACAGGACUGUACUUGAGAUACGUUAAUGCGUCUGUCUUCUGACGAGCCAUAGCCGGUUGUCUUCGUUUGUGUGCGGAUUAACGUUAAUUCGAGCGUUAUUUCAAGAAAGGAGAGACUACUCGUCGUGUCAAGUGGCUGCGAUGAUUUGGACCAAGGAUUUCAUCUUGGUGUCGCUUUUUAUUGUCACCGCAGCAGUUGCGCUGCAGGUGAACAUCAUGCCGCCACAAGGAGAGGUCAGCAUUGGAGAUGGCAGAUUCUUCAUCUGCGAGGUGGACGGCGGUGCGAAGGAGAUCGAGUGGUUCUCUCCGUCGGGCCAGCGCAUCGAGAUGUCGUCGGACAUCACGGUGAACCGAGUGGAUGAGGCCACCUCCUCGCUCACCAUCUACCGCGCCACCCUGGCCAACGCCGGAACCUACCGCUGCGUGGGGCGCCGCGGCGCAGAGGAGGGAGAGGCCACCGUCAACCUCAAGAUCUUCCAAAAGAUCACGUUCAAGCGUGUGCCGUCGCCGCAGGAGUUUAACGAGGGGGAAGAUGCCAGCAUCGCCUGCGAGGUGGAGAGCAUCCCGGCAGCUCACAUCUCAUGGAAAUACAACAAGGCAUCCAUACAGCCCAAGAAGGACGUGCGCUUCAAGAUCCAGCCGGACCACCUGCAGAUCCGGGGCAUCAGGAAGACUGACGAGGGCGUGUACACCUGCAUGGCCCGCAUCCUGGAGCGCGGAGAGAUCGACUACAAGGACAUCCGGGUGGUCAUCAACGUGGUGCCAACCAUCAGGGUGCGUCAUGUGGAGGUGAAUGCUACAGGGGAGGCGGGUCACUCUACAGUGCUGGCCUGCGACGCAGACGGAUACCCAGAACCACAAGUCUCCUGGAUCAGGAGUGGGGAGACCUUGGAGGAGGGCGACAAGUACAGCUUUAACGACGACGGCUCUGAGAUGACCAUCCGGGAGGUCAACAAGCUGGACGAGGGCGAGUACACCUGCAGAGCCACCAACAAGGCCGGGGAGAGCGAACAGGAGCUCAGCCUCAGAGUCUUUGUGAAGCCCAAGAUCACCUUCCUGGAGAACCAGACGGCCACGGAGAUGCAGGAGCAGGUGACGCUCACCUGUGACGCCACGGGAGACCCCACCCCCACCAUCACCUGGAGCUUCGGCCAGCGGGUCUUCACCGAGGGGGAACAGGCAUCUUGGACUCGGCCAGAGCAGCAUAAGAGUUCGGACGGUAACGUGGUGGUGAGGAGUGAUGCGCGUGUGUCGUCUCUGACACUGAAGUACGCCCAGUACACUGAUGCCGGCCAGUACGUCUGCACCGCACGCAACGCCAUCGGACACGACACGCAGACCAUGCACCUGGAAGUCAGAUAUGCCCCGAAGAUUCUGGGUGCGGUGACGGUGUACACGUGGGAGGGCAACCCGGCCAACAUCAGCUGUGAGGUGCAAGCCCACCCCAGCGACGUCGCCCUCUACUGGCUCCGCGACGGACUGCAGCUGCCCUCGCCCAACACCACCAACAUCCGUAUAUUCAAUACGCCCAGCGCCAGCUACCUAGAGGUGACUCCAGAGUCCCAAAACGACUUUGGCAGCUACAACUGCACUGCCUCCAACGAGAUCGGCACAGAGUCCAAAGAGUUCAUCCUCAUUCAGGCCGAUGUGCCCUCGUCUCCUAUGAUCGAGCUGGUGGAGCCCUACUCCAGCACAGCCAAGGUGGAGUUCCUGGCCCCGGAGUCCUCGGGGGGCGUAGCUAUCCUCAAGUACCACGCCCAGUGGAGGGUGGAGGGGCACGGCAAGUGGGAGGAGAAAGUCUACGAUGCCAAAAACGCGGAGGUGAGCAGUAUCACCAUCUUCCAUUUGAAGCCGGCCACACACUACGAGGUCAAGAUGUCCGCCGUCAAUGGCAAGGGGGAGGGGGAGAGCAGCCUGCCCACCGUCUUCAAGACCGAGCCUGUCCGAGAGCCCAGUGCUCCUAAGCUGAAGGGAGCUCUUCAGCCUCAGGGCAACUCCUACAAGGUCAACUGGAUCAAACAGGACGACGGCGGCUCACCCAUCACACACUACCUGGUCAGGUAUAAAGCGUUGUCAGCACAGGAGUGGCACCAGGAGAUGCGUAUGCCGGGGGGCAGUGACUACGCGCUGCUGAACGGCCUGACCUGGGACACGGAGUACGAGGUGGCCGUCUUCGCCGGCAACAUCCAGGGCAAGUCACCCCCCGCCCAGCUGACAUUCAAGACCAGCGCACAGCCCGCCGCCACCUCAGACUCCAUGUCGGAGGGCACUCCCCUAACGACGGGCGUGAUCGUGGGCAUCCUGGUGGUGGUGUUUGUGCUGCUGCUGGUUGCCGUGGACGCCACCUGUUACUUCCUAAACCGCUGCGGACUGCUCAUGUGCAUCGCCGUCAACGUGUGCGGCAAGAGCGGCCCGGGGAGCAAGGGCAAGGACAUCGAGCAGGGCAAGGCCGCCUUCAUUAAAGACGAGUCUAAUCAGCCAAUAGUAGAGAUGCGGACCGAGGAGGAGCCCACAGCCAAUCACGAUGCAGGAGGCCACACCGAGCCCAACGAGACCACACCCCUCACUGAGCCAGAGAAGGGUGUGCUGGAAGAGUCCAAGCUGAUUGAGGACGGGGACGUGAAGAAGGCCCCCACGCAAGCCAACAGCACCGAGAGCACAGCAUGAUCAGACACACACACACACACACACACACACACACACACACACACACACACACACACACACACACACACACACUAAACCCCCAACACACACACACACACACACACACACUCACACUCAAUAAACCCCCAACACACACACACACACACACACACACACACACACACACACACACACACACACACACACACACACUAGCCCCCCAACACACACACAGACACACGCACGCACGCACGCAAACACAUACACACACGUGCGCGACCGCGUUCUCUGCAGCCUACCUGGGCAGCAGAGUGUGUCGUCUGUCUCCAGUGCCCUUAAAGCUGUUACAUGCCCAAACAACCCUCAUCUCAAAGUGUGUGUGAGAGCGAGAAAGAGAGUGUGUGUGUGUGUGUGUGUG